Knipowitschia caucasica is the source of this 1479-nucleotide messenger RNA. NCBI's taxonomy places the organism in Eukaryota, Metazoa, Chordata, Actinopteri, Gobiiformes, Gobiidae. The record is from the annotation of a GenBank genome assembly.
AUGUUUUACACUCAAGUUUUGGAGGAGGAGAGGAGGAGAGGAGAGAGGGAGGAGAGGAGGAGGAGGAGGAGAGGAGGAGAGGAAGAGGAGGAGGAGGAGGAGGAGGAGAGAGGAGGAGGAGGAGGAGGAGGAGGAGGAGGAGGAGGAGAGAGGAGGAGGAGGAGGAGGAGGAGGAGGAGGAGGAGGAGGAGGAGGAGGAGGAGGAGGAGAGGAGGAGGAGGAGGAGGAGGAGGAGGAGGAGGAGGAGGAGGGAGAGGAGGAGGAGGAGGAGGAGAGGAGGAGGAGGAGGAGGAGGAGGAGGAGGAGGAGGAGGAGGAGGAGGAGGAGGAGGAGGAGGAGGAGGAGGAGGAGGAGGGAGGAGGAGGAGAGGAGGAGGAGGAGGAGGAGGAGGAGGAGGAGUCACACCCAAGGUACAGCCAGAAGGGUAAAAAGAAGGGACAGGUGUCAGCAGGACCAUGGAGAGCACCCAGAAAGCCCAGUGGCUCUGCUCCAGGACAGCAGGCGGCAGAAAGACUGUACAUGACUCAUGGCCAAGCAGCUCAGGACCCUGAAGCAAACAGAGUCAGUGAGUGUGUUUGCCUCAGACUGGCCAAAGAGUUUGAUCAGGCACGCAACAGGCCAAAGGACGUAAAGGGCAAGACCAUGCCCAUCCCACAGUCCAUCGUCAGCGUCUACAGCCACCUCAGACAGCUGCUGGAGGACAGCAGGGUGGUCCUGGGUCAGACCAACGUGGUGCUGGUACCAGUCAACAACACCACUGUCUCCUCAUGGCUGCUCAGGAGGGACAAGAGGAAGGACAGGGACAUGCUUCUGCAGGGCACUGUUCUUCCAAAACAGCUGCACCAGGCCAAGGAGCCUCUGCCUUCAGUGAGCACUCUCCCUGCUGCCCCUGAACCACAUGCUCAGGAGAUGACUUUUGAAGAGCCUGAGAAUCGUGAGGGAGAAGCUUUCCCCCGCCAGCGAAAUGUUGCAGGACCCAGCCAACCUGUGCCUCAUCCACCACCUCCCACUUUCCCUUCACAAUAUGGACCAGCUCCUCCUCUCCAGCAAGCUCCUCAUUUACAUUACCCACCUCCAUUUCCCCAUGUUCCUCCACAUCUGCACCCCCAAUACCCUUAUCCUCCUCCAUUCCCCCAUGCUCCACCUUUUCAAUAUGCUCCUCCACUUCCACAAGCUCCUCCACUCCCCCAUGCUCCUCCGUGUCCCGAGGCUCCUCCGCUGCAGCAGCCUCCAGCAGGCCUUCCCUCUCAGCCAAGGCAGCGUGCAUGGAGGCUGAAUAAAGCUGCCCAGGAGGAUGAGGAGCGAGCAUUAAGGGGCGAACCACCGAAGAAGAGGUUGGCCAAAGAAAAGUACCACUACACCUGCAAGCAGUGUGGUGAGAACAAGAGCAAGACCACAGGACACACGCAGGUGAAGGGGCGGUGGUACUGUCCGGCCUCAGGUCUGACCCUGGAAGACUGGAGGAGGAGCCUCAACUGA